Molecule: messenger RNA, 1461 nt
Organism: Cucurbita moschata (crookneck pumpkin)
Lineage: Eukaryota; Viridiplantae; Streptophyta; Magnoliopsida; Cucurbitales; Cucurbitaceae
Product: lysophospholipid acyltransferase LPEAT1-like
Exons: 8
Coding region: 122-1294 (390 amino acids)
Biological process (GO): phospholipid metabolic process
Cellular component (GO): endoplasmic reticulum
Molecular function (GO): lysophosphatidylethanolamine acyltransferase activity
Source: RefSeq, a predicted model, not a curated record
UGAAAGAGAUAGGAGCAAAAAGAAAACGGUCGUGACAACGCGAUCUUAGUCUGGAAGCUCCUGAGGAGCUUGGCGAAGCAUAGAAAUCUUGAUCGGAUCGGAAUCGCGUCUGUAUAGGGAAAUGGCGUCUGAGCUCCACCAAUUGAGGUUCGACCCGCCCCAAUCCAACGCGUCCGAUGAGUCUUCUGCCCAGGACGAUCGUCCACUGUUGAAUCCAGACUCUGACGCCGUUGCCGACGACGAUUCCGACGAUCUCCACCAGAAAUAUGCUCCGUUUGUCCGACGAGAUGUUUACGGCACCAUGGGCCGAGGGGAGCUGCCGUGGAUGGAGAAGGUGCUGCUCGCAAUAGCGCUCGUUACAAUCGUUCCUAUACGGGUGGUUAUUGGGAUGAGUUUGCUGUUCCUCUAUUACAUGAUUUGCAGAGUUUGUACGUUAUUUCACGAUCCGAAUAGGGAGACGGAUGAGCAGGAGGACUACGCGCACAUGGUGGGAUGGAGGAGGUCCGUAAUUGUUUGCACCGGAAGAUUUCUGUCCAGAGCCAUGUUAUUCGUUUUAGGGUUUUAUUGGAUUUCGGAAGUUUAUCGGAUCCUGCCAAAUGAGGACAAGUCAACUAACGAGAACGAGGGGCAAGAGAAGUCUCAAGAAUCUGAAAGACCCGGGGCUAUUAUCAGCAACCAUGUUUCAUAUUUGGAUAUCUUGUAUCAUAUGUCUUCUUCCUUUCCAAGCUUUGUUGCUAAGAGAUCAGUGGCUAACAUUCCUCUAGUUGGUAUUAUCAGCAAGUGCCUUGGCUGUGUUUAUGUUCAACGGGAGUCAAAGACAUCUGACUCCAAGGGUGUUUCAGGUGUUGUGAGUGAAAGAAUUCGAGAAGCUGUGAAGAAUAGCUCUGCUCCCAUGAUGAUGCUUUUUCCAGAAGGAACAACUACUAAUGGGGAGUUUCUCCUUCCAUUCAAAACGGGUGCAUUUUUGUCGAGAGCUCCUGUUCUUCCAUUGAUUUUAAGAUAUCCGUAUCAGAGAUUUAGUUUGGCCUGGGAAUCAAUAACAGGAGGCCGUCAUUUUUUACUUCUUCUCUGUCAAUUUGUAAAUCACAUGGAGGUAAUAAGACUGCCUGUCUAUGUCCCAUCACCAGAAGAAAAGAAUGAUCCGAAGCUUUAUGCUAAUAAUGUUAGAAGGUUGAUGGCCAAAGAGGGAAAUAUGAUGCUUUCGGAUAUUGGACUCGCGGAGAAGCGUGUUUAUCUUGCUGCUCUGAAUGGUAAUAAUAACACCCAUAUUGUUUUGCAUCAGAAAAACGACUGAAUUCACUAGUUCGUGUGUAGUUUUAGUUUGUCCAGGAAUGAACUGUUACGAUGGGGGAAGUUACGCACCCAUCCAUCUAUCUAGGUACUACUAGAGUGCGUUUCUUGGCCUGUAUAAUAUAUAUAUCUAACAAACAUAAUAUUCGGGUAGAGUUUAGUUUUUACCUA